Harpegnathos saltator (Jerdon's jumping ant) is the source of this 4216-nucleotide messenger RNA. RefSeq lists its product as uncharacterized. Bases 292 to 2838 code for a protein of 848 amino acids. The transcript has 15 exons. Gene Ontology annotation, cellular component: nuclear envelope; meiotic nuclear membrane microtubule tethering complex. NCBI's taxonomy places the organism in Eukaryota, Metazoa, Arthropoda, Insecta, Hymenoptera, Formicidae. Gene Ontology annotation, molecular function: protein-membrane adaptor activity. The record is from RefSeq and is a predicted model, not a curated record.
CAAGGCCAAAUGUUUUUAACGGUCUCGCAGAUGCCCUUAUCGAAUACUCAUGCAACUUUCGCGGCGCGGAUUUGCACGACAGUUUUCCUCCAGUGUGAGAGAAUAUCGUACAGACAUCCACGGAUGUGAAAGUAUCCGCGUCAAAGUACGUCCGACCUCACGCGGAAGAUUCACAGAACAUACCAGUGAUGACCAAGUCUCCCGAAAGCUAGUGAAGAAUCUCUCGGGUCGCACGUUUCUUCUUGCACCCACGUAGCACGCUAAAACGUGCCUCAGAUGAAUUAACGGAAAAUGGAAAACGAGCAACAUCACUAUGAGCUGCGCAGCGGGAGCAGGUCACGUUCGCACACUCCCAUGGUCCCAAACCGUCCUUUACCAGACUUGGAGGUAACAGAACAUCAUUAUGAUCUCAGAAAUAGGAGUCGAGAAAGAUCCCAUACACCUGGAGAAGUAACGAGUAGCAGGAGAUCUGGCUCCAGAUCACUAACUGGAAGUAGUAGUAAAAUGCAUGAAAAGAACAUGGAAACAAUAGAGGAAAGCAAGGAAGGAUCCGUGAUAGAAAGCGUAACAGAUAAUCAGAGCACAAAGUCAGAGAGUUCAAUUAUAAUCCCAAGGAAGGCUGAGCGACGGUCAGAGCGCCAAAGAGCUAAGCGGCAAAUAUUUGUCAAUGGUCAGAGUGAAAGUAAGGAGGACAUAUCUGAUCAGAAGAUUGAGCUGAAGCGCAAAAGUAUCACACCACGCAGGAUACUUACUAGUGACUAUUCAUCUGAAGAGGGAGAAAGAGAAGAUCUUCCGAGUAGACCAGGUUCUGCUUAUGAGAUUUACAAACAAGCUGGUGAAUGGUGGAACGUCUUUCCAAAAACAGACUAUACAUAUUCGCAAGCAUCACAAUGCCGUUAUGAAAUAGCUCCUGGUGUGCUAGCGAUGCCUAACAUGUCUAGACGACCUAUACACAUGGAUGACAGUGGAAAUAAUUUCAUAUCUCAAAAUUCCAGUCAAGCUUCACGAAGAACAACAGAAAGUGGAUUCAGCGACACUGUGGACACUGUUGAUUUGAAGGAAACAGGUUCCCUGCUCCGUUCAUCCGAAGAUAUUUUGCGUAUGCAUACAUCAGAUUCUGCAAGAAGAUCGACUAUGUAUAAAAAAACACAUGUAGAACAAUAUAUGAGUCACAAGGAAGUAGUUUAUACCGAUUCUGGAAGUCCGAGUCUUCGGCAAAGAUAUUCUUGGUUUAGUACUCCUCCAAAAUAUACUGAUAUAUAUAACACAUCUCAAUAUGAUUCUGAUAUUGACUUUGAUGGAGCUGUAACAUCGUCAAUGGCUAAGACUAACCAAAGAUGGAAAAUCGUGCAGUGGUUCACAUAUUUCACAACUUUCGUUGCCGUAUGGUUCAGGAAGACCGUCGAAUUCCUCAAGUUUCGUAACGAUAAGAGAAACAUAUAUCAUGAUGCACAAACUUAUCGCUAUUUUCAAGAAUCUAAAUGGAGCACAUUGCAGAAAACGGUGGAACGUUAUCUACGCAACAUAUAUUUCUUCAUCGCCAGAUUAUUUCUUUUUGAUGCUUGGCUGCUGAGCCAGUUUACCGGCGUUAGGAAAUGGCUGCAAGAAAGAACACCGAAGAUUUUUUGGAUUGCUCUUAUACCGCUAUUCCUGCUUGGUUGUUGGUGCAUGGCAGAAUAUUUAUCACUUUUUCCUGCCAUUACCAAUGUGCCAGAGACAACGACGGAAAAAGUAUUACCUAAUAUACAAUGGAAGAACCGUGAGAGUAGGAAAGUUGGAGAGAAAUUGGUUGAUAACGAUGGGACCUUGAUCGAUAGGGUAGCGACGCUCGAAAAGGAACAAAUAUAUCAGAUGGAAUACCUCAUGAACGUUACUCAAAUUUUGGAGGACUACAAACGGAGCGACGUUGAUUUUCAAAAAAAAUACAACGACAAAAUCACCCAUGUAGCAAAUAAACUGGAUAUUAGUGAAUUGAGCAACGUACUGAACAAUGAACUAAAAAUCAUUAGACACGAAUUUGAGAAACUGCAUAAUCUGUACGCGGAGUUGAAAUCUUGUUGUAAUGCUAACAAAGAGGUAAUCGCGAAUGUGGACACCGAGGAACACGUGGAGAAGAUUUUAUCCGGCUAUUUCCCACCUGGAACUUCGAAGGAGGAUUUGGCGAAGAACAUUCAGAGGAUACUCGCGUCUCGUGGCGGAGCAGAUCGGGCGGUCUUGAGCAACAAUGCCGACGAUACGAGUGUUUCCAUCUCGGAGGAGCACGUUCGCAAGAUAGUGAAGGAGAUCCUACGGAUAUAUGAUGCGGACAAAACGGGUCAAGUAGAUUAUGCUCUGGAGUCGGCAGGUGGUCAGAUUAUUAGUACGCGGUGCACCCAGAGAUACGACAUAAAGUCCCGAGCCUUCAGCCUAUUCGGCUUCACGCUGUACUACGAGAGCAAUAACCCACGGACGGUGAUACAAGGGAACGCGCUGCAACCCGGUGCCUGUUGGGCGUUCCAAGAUUUCCCCGGAUACCUCCUAAUACAAUUGCGCUGCGUUAUUUACGUAACCGGUUUUACUUUGGAACACGUUUCCAGUCUGAUCUUGCCGAACGAGAACAUGUCGAGCGCGCCCAAAAAGUUCGACGUUUGGGGUUUGACAGACGAGAAUGAUCCUGAGCCUAUGAGGUUCGGUGACUAUGAAUUUACAUAUUCCGAAGACAACUUGCAGUAUUUCCCGGUGCAGAAUACGGAGAUCAAGAGACCGUAUGAAUUCAUUGAAUUGAGGAUACACAGCAAUCACGGGCAGCUGGACUACACGUGUCUGUAUAGGUUCCGCGUCCAUGGGAGACCGGCUUAGAGAUAUCACUCUGAUAACGCGUGAUAAGGUUCCUUAUUUAUAAGAACGUUCGAGCAAAUUCUUUAGCGAACGAAUCACACAAUUGUCCUUUGAUAUGUGCCUUCAACUACCGUUUAAUAUUUUGAGCUUUAGCUCGACAUCCGGUGUGACUUACUCCUAGCACCUGCAUCUGUAUGUGAAUUAGAUUAAAUAUUUAACAUUUUUGUAACAAGUAAAACCGCCGUAAAACACGAGCAAUAAAUCGCCGACAUCCGAAUGCUUACGCGUACGACGGUAUCUUUCGCCGUUACGGCUGUUACCGAUGAAAACGCACCGAAACGCUGUAUGCACACUAUAAAUUAUGAAUCAAUACCGGUGCCGAUAAUUUAUAUUGAUUUAUACUGUUUGGCUAGGCUGCACAGUUAACCUGAGGGGAUCGCGAUUGCUAAUGAGAUUGUCGAUGAAUGUUGACCCGAUGGUAUAUUCCAAAAAUACCGCCUCUGUAUAAAUCGAUGCCUGUAUUAUGGCCUUGCUAGUUUAGUUAAGUAAAGUGCAUUAAAAGAAAGAAAAGAAAAGAAGCAGUCUUACGUAACUCUCGGUGCGAGAGAGAGAGAGAGAGAGAGAGAGAGAGAGAGAGAGAGAGAGAGAGGGAGAAGGAGGGAGGGAGAGAGAGGAAAAUAUAAUUUUUGCAAAAAUGUCUCGAGGAAGAAAGGGAGAGAAAAUGUGUUCGAAUGGUCAUUUGUCACGUAACACCAAUCCGGCAGCGUCUCACGUGUAAGACUGACACUUUAAAAGUUACCCCAAAGCAAAGUGUGAGUCAUAAUACUUGUAAUAACGCGACAGUACAAAUUCUAAGGAACAGUAAUUAAUUAAUUACAGAGUUAAGGAUCAUAUAGAAUUAAUUGAUCGUAGUCUAAGCGCGUGUGCCACGCCGCGGGCGGUUUUCUUACGUCUUAAGUCGAAUAAAACGUAAAAGCCUUUCCCUUGUGAGAGCUUAACGUUCUCGACGAUGUGCGGCGCUAAUAUAUCCCGAUUGUGUACAUAUAUUAGGUAUAUCUUCGAUGAGUUUGUCGCAUAUGUUUUCCUCUUCAAUCUCGGCUAUUUUUACAACGACACGUUUUUACACGUUCUUUUAAAUCGCGAUGCGUGUUCACACUGCGACAACGCUGACGAAUGCCCGGCAAAAUCUAUUUGUGACUACGAUUUCGCCUGCGUAUUCGAGAGCGAAUAUGCGCGUCUUUUGCUUCAUAGUACUUAAUGUCGUGAGAGAUGCCGGUGGAUUAAGCCGUUGAGAACACGCUCGAUUUUAGCUACAUCGAGAGAUGCGACCGUUUUUACCAUCCUCGUAUGUGUUAAUAGGAUUUUUACAUUUGCCAAUAAAAAAUCACAUUACACUUAG